Molecule: messenger RNA, 381 nt
Organism: Clunio marinus
Lineage: Eukaryota; Metazoa; Arthropoda; Insecta; Diptera; Chironomidae
Source: the annotation of a GenBank genome assembly
AUGAAAACUUUAUCUCUUCACUGCAUGUGUCAAUUGACUGAAUUCUUCGAAGAAAGGUUUUGGGUUUCUCCAUUAUUGAUGACGCUCAACGUAGGUACCGCUUUUGUUCUUACAACAAAUCAUCGACUCGAUCAGAAUGUGAAUUUCAUUUCACGCGACAACGAACAAAACAGCAGCAGUAAAAGCGACGACAACGGCAGAAACAAAAAAAAAGCAAAAAUUGGUCAAAAGAGCAACAAACGAGAAGAGAGAAACGAGAAUCGGAAUGUGCUGAACGGAUACUCGACUUGGUUGUUGAACAGACGAAUAAUUAUACCUUUGGAUGUUAAGAGCAGAUUUUGGAGGUCUUCGAUCAGUGAUCAAGUGAAAGACUUUAAUUAG